This is a messenger RNA of Nothobranchius furzeri (turquoise killifish), 1951 nucleotides long. It is a transcript of the gene ccdc14, whose product is annotated as coiled-coil domain containing 14. Gene Ontology annotation, biological process: protein localization to centrosome. The record is from RefSeq and is a predicted model, not a curated record. Gene Ontology annotation, cellular component: centriolar satellite. NCBI's taxonomy places the organism in Eukaryota, Metazoa, Chordata, Actinopteri, Cyprinodontiformes, Nothobranchiidae.
ACGUGAUGUGAUUGGUCAGUUGUGUGUUUUGCUUUCAAUGGCGCUGUGGCUCGGUUUUGAAAUAGAAGAGCUAACGAAGACGCGAUUUUAUCGGUUUUCUUGACCCGGUAGAGCCGGAAUAGAACCUUUUUUGUUAAAUAUUUUUAUUUAUGUUCCAGUUAGACCGCAGAACUGCCACAUACCAUGAACAGAAAAGCUAAAGAAAAGGUGGUGACGUCAGGAAGGCUCACAGGUACCGCCGGGAGGAGAGCCACUCCUGAUCCAGGACCAGCUGCCUGGCCUGAGCCACGUGACUCCCUUUACUCCACAAACUCCGAUCAGGUCACUACUCUUCACAAGGGUCUGGACCAGUGUGCUGCCUUGCUCAGUGGCAUUCUCCAGGCAGAGAAGGCAGCCUCACCAGGACCUAAGAAGCUGAUGAUUAAACCAAGAGCAUCCACUUGUCAGGGGAGUAAGACCAUAAAGAAAGGUCCUACAAAAUCAGGAACAGUUUCUGCAGGUGUUUCCAGAAGCAUGAAGCCUGUAGCAGGGAAACCCAGACCCUCCACCUCUCAGGGGGCCGCCGCUCUCAGGAAGCCUCAGACCAAAGACCUUCGGCACUCAGAACCAGACACUCGUAGACCAGCUCCUCCAGCUCUUCUGUCAAGACAAAAGCUACACCCGUCUCCCUCUGCUGCUCAGAACCAAACCCCUCGGCCCCCACUCAGCUUGGUCCCUCCACCUCAGACCUCCGUCCACGUCCAGACCAGCUGCCCUUCUGGUCCUGAAGUUCCACGUUCCACGACAGAGUGGGAUGGACUAAAGGAAGUUCCCGUCAAAGACUCUGAUGUCCAGGUCCCACAUGAAGACUCCCAUACCACGAUGGGGCUAAACCUGCAGGUAGAUCCUGGAGUCCCUGAGAACUCGUCCGUCAGAGGGGAGGACAGCCGGAGGACAGAAGCAGAGACGGUUGAUUGUCUGCUGGGAGAACUCAAAGCUCUGAUUGCUGGUCAAGGCAGUGUAGCAGAGAGGCUGCUCCUCCGUCUGGAGCAGGUUGUGUCUUCACAGAUAAAUGUCGGUUGUUCAAACGUCCCAACAGGAAGUCCAUCAGAUCCAUCAUGGCUGCCGGGUCAGAGUGCUCACCUGUGCAGGUGUGUGAAGAUUUCUGGCAAGGCGGAUGAACACCAGAAACAGGAACUACUUUCCAACUUAGGAGCGGUGAGUCUGAAGGAGGACCUUCUGGCUGCUCAGUCCAGACUCCAGGAGCUCCAGGAGGACUUCACAGAGCUACGGAAAGCCCUCCAGGACACACAGAGCCAGCUGAGGGACAAAGAAGAGGAGAACACACUCCUAAAGACAGACCUGAAGGCCACCAGAGAACAUCUGCAGCAAACGCAGCAACAGAAGAUGGAGCUAGCCUCGCUCGCCCAGCAGAGACUAGAGGAGAUAGGAGCCCUUCAGAGAUGUCUUCAGAGUCAGAAGAGAUCAGAUGAGGUCCGCCAGUCUCCUGAACAGGACCCACCAGCGCCCCCCAGUGACCUGAUCAAACACAACCUGAUGUCUUUGAGCCAGGUGGAGCACACACACCCAGGGCUGGUGCGUUUGGCUGCAGAGACAGAUGAAAACACACCACAUCAGCUCAUCAGACCUCCGCAAGGUCCGUCUAAACAUCCACCUCAUCUCAGCCUGUCCAGGUCAGAGGUCAUCCAGCCUCAUGGGCGAGUGAUGGACAUGUCUACCUGUGACCUGGAGUCUGUUUGCUCCAGCUGGAGCGUGAGAUCAGGCUCCACCUUCGACACCAGAGACGAGCUGGCGUUUCGUGAUGGACUUGCUGCUCUGGACGCCAGCAUAGCCAGUCUGCAGAAGACCAUCAGACUGGAUUUGAAGAAGUGACACCAGUCCCCAACUCUACACCCAGAUACGCUCUCCUUGUUUUACUUUGAACAAACUGAAAUAAACUAAUCAGAUUUCA